This is a messenger RNA of Fulmarus glacialis (Northern fulmar), 841 nucleotides long. RefSeq names its product amphiregulin (gene AREG). Gene Ontology annotation, biological process: epidermal growth factor receptor signaling pathway; positive regulation of cell population proliferation; positive regulation of mitotic nuclear division. The annotation marks the transcript as partial. The transcript is spliced from 5 exons. Lineage: Eukaryota; Metazoa; Chordata; Aves; Procellariiformes; Procellariidae. The record is from RefSeq and is a predicted model, not a curated record.
GAGGCCGUGUCGGGGCCCGACUACGAGGAAGAUGAGGAGUACGAGGAGGCACUGCCCGUCCACCAGUACAUCGUGGACGACUUGAUCCGAGUUGAACCUGUGGUUAAACCCAAGCCAACAAAGAGGGGGGGUGAGAAGAAUGCCGGCAAAUCAAGAAGGAAGAAAAACAAGGGGAAAAACAAAAAGAAGGGGACUCCCUGUGAAAUGGAAUACAAAAACUUUUGCAUCCAUGGUGAAUGCAUAUACCUAGAACAUCUCCAGAUGGUGACCUGCAAGUGUCAUCAGGAUUUUUUUGGUGAGCGCUGUGGUGAACAGUUCAUGAAGACGCAAAGGAAGAAUGAUGUGGCAGACUACUCGAAGACUGUGUUGGUAGUGGUAGCUGUCCUGCUCUCAAGCAUCAGCUUCAUUACUGUACUUAUCAUUGUGAUAGUGCAGGUCAGGAAAAAGUGUCCUCAGUAUGAAGAGAAAGAAGAAAGGAAAAAACUUCGACAAGAAAACAGAAAUGGCCAUGUUGGUGUGUAAAUGAGGAGAAAGCAGAACAAUUCUGAUGUGGCUACUGCCAAGCUGCAGGGUACCUCUGGCUACCUGACACAUCCACCUGGACACUGUGGGCUGGAGCUGUUGCCACUAAGCCCUGAUUCAUCAAGACAGAGGCUGCUGCAAGGAGAUGUCAACAUGCCACUUGCUGCUGAAUCGCUUGCUGGGGAGGACAGUUACCACUACGUCUUGGCACAACGAUGUGGAAGGAGCUGCCACUAUGGGGUAGAGGACCUGCUAUCAAGACCUGCUGGAGACUGCUGCUACUGAGCCCUCUCUGUCAGUGCUGGAGCGCCGGUCUCUG